Protopterus annectens (West African lungfish) is the source of this 7744-nucleotide messenger RNA. It is a transcript of the gene SALL3, whose product is annotated as spalt like transcription factor 3. The transcript has 3 exons. The record is from RefSeq and is a predicted model, not a curated record. NCBI's taxonomy places the organism in Eukaryota, Metazoa, Chordata, Ceratodontiformes, Protopteridae. The coding region runs from base 1045 to 5184 and encodes 1379 amino acids. Gene Ontology annotation, biological process: regulation of transcription by RNA polymerase II. Gene Ontology annotation, molecular function: RNA polymerase II cis-regulatory region sequence-specific DNA binding; DNA-binding transcription factor activity, RNA polymerase II-specific. Gene Ontology annotation, cellular component: nucleus.
CAGCACAGACUAAAAGCAACUUGUAGCCGAACGUCGUCGCCCUGGUGCACUCCCUCCCCGCAGCAGCUUUACUUGUGUGCAGCAGAGACAGCUGGGCCCUGUCGUGCUUCACAACUAGGUGCUCCGAAGACACUAGGCAGCAACAAGCAGUAGCCAAGCAGACCAUGAACAAAUGCGUGCUCCUACUUUGGCCCUUCUAACCUUCCAACAAAGUACAAGAAGUCCUACCAACCAACAGUCAAACCCCUGACCUGGGCGAGGACAACAGAAGGAAGAGCAGGACAAGGCUACGGUGUCAAGAAGCUGCAAAAACAAAAGAAAGUAGCGCAAAGCAAGUCAGGAAAAAAGGCUAAGUAAUAGGAAGGGAUGAAAAGAAACACAAGAGAAUGUAAUGAGAAGGGUGCAAUAAGAGAACAUGAUGAUGAAAUAACUGGGAAAUGGAAAAAAAACUGUGAGCGCAGAAAAGUUUGAAAUGAUGAUAAUGAUGCGGACACAGAGCUAGAGAAAAUGAGAAACUGCUUGUGAAGUAGCACUGAGUAAAACUGAAAGACUUUUAAGACAGCCUGGAGUUAGUACCUGAGAAGGAGCGAGCUACAGGAGGCCAGUAAAGCUAGUCGAGAGGCUGCUGGUGCCAGUGGAGAGGCUGACCUGGCGUCAUUAGUGCAGCUCCCCAGGAGGGACAGAGACAGGGAGCUGGCGGCCGCCGCUGGGACUGAGGCUAGAGGUGGCUGCGGGGCUGAGCUGCUGAGCUGCUGCUAUUGCGGUGCUGGUGGCGACGAACGAGGAGGAGUUGGUGCUGGUGCUGGGCAGACAGAUAGUUAGUGAAGCAGCUAAUUGCCGAGUCCAUCCCUCAUUUCCAUAUCCAGUCUGUGUCCGCUGGAGCCGAGCCAAUCCCCUCUCACCCCCCCACCAUUAAUCGCAAUGCAUUAUUCACAAUCAUAAUUAUAUACCGACAUGCGCAAUCCGCGCCACACCGACACCAGCUAAUUUCCGUAAUUUUGCAACUCGACUAUUUGUGAACAAUUUUUUUUUUAUUUGCUGCUGAUGUAUCUGCAAAAAAAGCAGAAACAACCCGCAGUUACCAGCAGCAUGUCGCGCCGCAAGCAAGCCAAACCCCAGCAUCUGAAAUCUGGCGAAGAGCUCUCAGAGGUAGUAGUUUCCCAAAAUGCAGCCCCAGGGGAAGGAGCAGAUGACGGAGACAGUGGGAAUGAAAGCAGAAGUGGAAGUGAAGAGACACAUGUCUGUGAAAAAUGCUGUGCAGAAUUCUUUAAGUGGCCCGACCUCCUAGAGCAUAAGAAGAACUGCACCAAAAAUCCAUUAGUUUUGAUUGUGAAUGAUGAUGAAGAAGCUCCACCCUCAGAAGAGUUUCCAGAACCUUCCCCUGCUAGCUGUCCCAGUGAACAUACAGAAAGUGAAACUAUUGAUGAAAGUGUGCUGAUAGAAAACAACGAGAGUUCUGAGGUGAAGAAUGCAGACAGAGAGGAAGACGAAGAGCAGCAUGAGCAAGAAGAAGAACUAGAAGAAGAGGAGGAGCCUAUGGAAGUGGAAGCCUCUGCUGACAAAGGUUACCACAGUCAGGUUACCUCAAACACACCUACUUCUCUACCUCAGAUUCCGGAACCAUCUUCCAUGACCAACUAUACCAUGCCAAACACUAAUGUUACUUUAGAGACUUUGCAAAGCACUAAAGUGGCAGUUGCACAGUUUUCACAGAACGUGAGGUCUGCGACUACAAACUCUAACAGUGGGAUGACAGCUGUGGCCAUACCAAUGAUAAUGGAGCAGUUAAUGGCACUGCAGCAGCAGCAGAUUCACCAGCUCCAGCUAAUUGAACAAAUCCGUAACCAGGUUGCAAUGAUGAAUCGCCAGACACUACACCCAGCUUUAAACUCAGCACCACCUUCUCACAAUCCAGUGGCACCAGCUGCUAGUCAGCAGCCUGUAUUUCCUCCUCUUCAGUUACCACCUGUGGUUCCACCAGCAGGGCCAGGGCCAACUAGCAGCAAUCAACCAUCCACAUUUGAGAGUUCACAACAUGUUGCACAACCAACAUCAGGAGCAAGCACCCCGAACUUACCCACCAACAUAACUACCCAAACAGAGUCAAGUCUACCACCAUCCUCAAACACAGUUCCAUCUUCAAUCACACCUGUUUCUCUUUCAACUUCAAGUAAUGGUUCUUCUCAGCCUCAAAAUGCUUCAACCCCACCCAUACUUGGACACAGUAACCUUCUCAGUUCAGCAUCCACCUUGCAAAACCCACUUCUACCUCAGACAUCGUCAAACAGUGUGAUCUUCCCAAACCCAUUGGUCAGCAUUGCAGCAACUGCAAAUGCAUUAGAUCCUUUAACUGCACUUAUGAAGCACCGUAAAGGAAAACCACCUAAUGUGUCAGUAUUUGAGCCUAAAUCAAGUUCUGAAGAUCCAUUUUUUAAGCAUAAGUGUAGAUUUUGCGCCAAGGUCUUUGGAAGUGAUAGUGCUUUGCAGAUCCAUUUACGUUCUCAUACUGGAGAAAGGCCAUUUAAAUGCAAUAUUUGUGGGAAUCGCUUCUCUACAAAAGGUAACUUAAAGGUUCAUUUUCAGAGGCAUAAAGAGAAAUAUCCACAUAUUCAGAUGAAUCCUUAUCCUGUACCAGAAUACCUUGAUAAUGUUCCGACUAGUUCUGGGAUUCCAUAUGGAAUGUCCUUGCCUCCUGAGAAGCCAGUGACAACGUGGCUGGACAGCAAACCAGUGUUACCAACUAUACCAGCACCGAUUGGACUGCAGUUACCUCCAACAAUAACAGGUGUUGGCAGUUUUGGAGACUCUCCGUGUAUUACCCCCAUGAGUAGGUCACCACAGAGGCUUUCUCCUGCUUCUAGUGAAUGCCCCUCUUUAUCCCCAAAUUUUAAUAACUCUGACUCUAAUAUUCCAGUAACAUCUGAAUCUCCACAGCCCAUUCUGAGCAGUAACUGCCUUUCUAAACCUGAAACUUUAAAUCUGCCCCCCAUAAGUACAAGUUUGCCCCCAGUAAGUACAAGAAUAAGUGAAAAUUCUACAAAUGGACAGAUGAUUUCAACAACAUCCAGCUUAUUAACACCUUGUAUUGGAGAAAAUACUUCAACAGCCCUCACAAACUCUGUGCUUCCAGAUAUACCCGAACAAUAUAAAGCAAAAUUCCCUUUUGGUGGGUUGCUGGACUCUAUGCAAACAUCAGAGACCUCAAAAUUACAGCAACUAGUAGAGAACAUUGAUAAAAAAAUGACAGAUCCAAACCAGUGUGUCAUUUGUCACCGUGUCCUAAGUUGUCAGAGUGCUCUAAAGAUGCAUUACCGAACACACACAGGGGAAAGGCCUUUUAAAUGCAAAAUCUGUGGUCGUGCUUUUACAACAAAAGGCAAUCUUAAAACACAUUUUGGAGUUCAUCGAGCAAAACCACCACUCCGAGUUCAGCAUUCUUGUCCAAUAUGUCAGAAAAAAUUUACAAAUGCUGUUGUUCUUCAACAGCAUAUCCGUAUGCACAUGGGUGGUCAAAUACCAAACACACCAUUACCAGAGGGCUUCCAGGAUGCCAUGGACUCAGAGCAUUCUUAUGAUGAUAAAAAUGUUGAGACAAUGAGCAAUUGUGAUGAUGAUGAUGAUGAUGAUGAUGAUGAUGAAGAUGAAGAUGAUAAUAUGGAUGAACAGUCACUCGAAGAGGAACCAGAAUUAAAGGAUAAUGCAGAUGAGUCCUUGAAGCCUUUGAUGCCCUUUUCAGUUUCAUCUCCUAAGUCAUCACCUUCAGUAAUCUCUAGCAUUGCUGCCCUAGAAAAUCAGAUGAAAAUGAUCGAUGCUGCCAUCUGCUCUCAACAACCCCCUAGCCUAAAAUCCAUAGAAAAUGGCUCUGGAGAAAGUGACCACUUGACUAAUGAUUCUUCUUCAGCCAAUGGGGAUCUUGAAAGUCAGAGCGCUGGCAGCCCUGCAGUCUCAGAAUCAUCUACAUCUAUGCUGGCUUUGUCCCCUGUAAACAGCAAUAGUGAAAGUCAAAGAUCAAAAUCACCAUGUGUUUCCAAUCAGGACGAACUGCAACAAGGACCGCUGAAGUCUGAAAAGCCUGACACUCCACCACCUGCUCCUGAAAAUGGAGGCGCGCUAGAUCUGACGUCUACCAACCCCGGCAGACCAGUCAUCAAAGAAGAGGCACCCUUUAGCAUGCUGUUCCUGAACAGAGAACGUGGUAAGUUUAAAAGUACUGUUUGUAAUAUCUGUGGCAAACCUUUUGCUUGUAAGAGUGCAUUGGAAAUUCACUACCGCAGCCAUACUAAAGAACGUCCAUUUGUUUGCACAAUCUGCAAUCGUGGGUGUUCCACUAUGGGUAAUUUAAAACAGCACUUUCUGACGCACAAAUUAAAAGAGCUUCCUUCUCAGUUAUUUGAACCCAACUUUACUCUAGGUUCCAGCCAAAGUACUCCUAGCCUGGUCACCAGCACGUCGCCCGCCAUGAUCAAACUAGAAGUGAAUGGCCACAGCAAGCCGAUCUCCAUCAGCGAGGGUCACCAGCUUCCAGUUGGUCUUCCGGUUCCUGCAGCACCACAGACAGCGAUGAGUCCAGGCAUCUCUCCUAUGCUGGCACCACCUCCACGGCGGACGCCCAAGCAGCACAACUGCCAUUCUUGUGGGAAGACAUUCUCCUCAGCAAGUGCACUACAGAUUCAUGAGCGAACCCAUACUGGUGAAAAGCCAUUUGGUUGCACAAUCUGUGGUAGAGCUUUUACCACAAAAGGGAAUCUUAAGGUUCAUAUGGGAACCCAUAUGUGGAAUAACGCCCCUGCUAGACGUGGUCGCCGACUGUCAGUGGAGAACCCUAUGGCUUUAUUAGGUGGUGAUGCGAUGAAGUUUUCAGAGAUGUUCCAAAAAGACUUGGCAGCUCGAGCAAUGAACGUUGACCCCGGUUUUUGGAACCAGUAUGCUGCUGCUAUCACUAAUGGUCUUGCCAUGAAAAACAAUGAAAUUUCCGUUAUACAGAACGGAGGUAUUCCCCAGCUACCAGUGAGUCUUGGUGGCAGUGGUAUUCCACCUCUAGGCAGUAUAACUAACAGUAUGGACAGAUCACAUACAGCUAACAGUCCACCUGUUAUCAGUUUGGACAAAUCAAGUACAGAGUCAGUUGUGAAUCGACCCUUUAGUAGGUUUAUUGAGGACAGCAAAGAGAUAGGUAUUAACUAAACUGGAAGUACAUUUAAAAAAAAACAGCGUUUGGAUCCCAUUGAAGUACAAGCUAUGUACUAUAUCAUGUACAGUUUUGAGAUACAGAUUCAAUGUUUUUCCAGAAGCAUCUAGCUGUCCUUUCUUUGUUAUUUCAUAUACGUCAAGAAUACCAUUUUCUUGAUUGCUAGCAGACUCUCUCACAUUUGCAUGAAAAUUUCUUUCAACAGUGAAUUUGACUGUUUAUCGGUAUAUUACAAAAACAGCAUUUCAAGUGUACAAGACGGAAAAAAAUGAUGCUAGUCAUGGAAAGGACUGGUUAUCGGUAUUAGAACAAGGAAAUAAACUACAAUUGGUUUUGCAUCCUUGCAGACUCACUGUUGGUUGAAGAUGAAAGGGGCCUGGACUGUAAUGUCUUUAUUAUACAAUCUAUUGGCCGGACUAGUUCAUGUCACAUAGAAACUUGAACAUUCGUUUUAAAUCUAGUAAUAUUAAAAAUUAAUUUUUUUUUCCCUAUUACUGUGUAAUACUGUAGUGUCCCUGUCUAUGAUAUUUAUAAUGUUAAGACUUAUGCGGGUAAUUAACCACAUAUGACCCCCAUUCCUUGUAAGAUGCUUUUGUACCGCAAAACAAAUACAAGGCAGUGUAAUUCCCCAUCAUUUCUUUGUUUUUGUUUUUGCUACAGUCAUAAGAGGUUUCAUUAAAAAAAAACAAAUUGUGAUGCUCUUUGGGUACAGAAAGCAUGCUUUUCAUUUACAGUGUCAGUAACAAAAUGAGUUGUGUUUGAAGCUGCUAUGUGGACAGUUAUUAUAAAUAAAAUGGAAUGUUUGACUGUAGCUUAAACAACUAGAAAACAAGUUGCAGGCAAAUAUGAUUUCUAGAUUUUCCACAAAAACAUUAUAAAUAGUUGUGAUUUAUACUGAAUAUUAUCAAGGCUGUAUAAUGAAAGUCAUGUUUGUAUAAUGUGGUUGCAAACUGUUUGUUUCUACUAUUGCACUUUUAAAGAAAUUUUUUAUUAGGGGAGCUUUGUCUAUAAUUUGACAAGAAACAAAGGUGUAAACUAUUUUAUAAAUAGUUCUUUUACUUCGAGAAUUAAAAAAAAAAAACAUGCUGUUUAUAGUUUUAACAAGGUCAGGUUUAAAAAGACUCUAAAUUGUUUGUCAGACACAAAAGAUCCAUGAAGCUAUCUGAAGAGUAACAAACCAUGCAUGCUCCAUUUAAUAUGAUAAGGCCUGUCAAUUCCAGGGUUGAAAAAUAAAAGACCAUUUAACAUUUGUGUAACUUCUGCCCAUGACUGCCGCCCAACAUUUCUGUUAAAAUAAAUCCUAAGAUUUUGAUGCUUGUAACAAAACAAGGGAAUGCAAAACUAUACAGGUUUAACAUUUUUGAAGUCUGUCUGACUAAAAGACAAAAGGGAUGUUGUCUGCCUAAGUGUAUCAGUAGUCUGCACAGGGUGGUAAAAAAGUAAUACUUCCUGUAGUGCUGUUUUGUUCAGAUUUCAAAGGUCAGCAGAAAUACUUCUUGUUUUAUUUGUCUUCUUCUAUGAUAACUGUAAAGCACAAUGUCUUCUGGUAACUCUGUCACAACAUGCAUUCUGACUCAUUCGUUUAUAAAAUGCGUCACACGAUUAAUGUAAGUAUCCACUGCAAUCUAGGAUACCAAGGGAGGCUAGGGUCCAAUCAAAACUUGAACAGAAACUGUUGCUGUACUACCUCAUUUUUGCAUUGAAAGCAUGGUUGACUCUGACGUUGUGAACAUCAUCUAAGCAAUUUAUUCAAGAUAUAUGAACGAUAUCUCAGUACCACAGUAUGAAGAGGUGCAUGUUCUGCAACAUGAAGAGAGCAGUCCUAUCUUCUUGGCCAGGACUGGGAAACCUCUUCUGGCCAGAUACUCUGUUACAACAAAACUAUCAGUACUGUACGCUGAUGGACUGCAUUCACCGAGGUGUGAUCUAAGAACAAUUUUUGAAGUCUUUAAUUUUGUUUAUUUCUAAUAGAAGUAAACAUCAGGCUUGUAUGAGUCUAUUUUCUACAGUCAUACUUAACAUGACAUCCCUAAGUGCUGCCAGCUUUAGGCACCUGGGUGGGUCUGGGGGCACUGAAUGCUGGGUGGGUCUGGGGGCACUGAAUGAAGGGUGGCUUAUUAUUGCUGUAUUUCAGCAGUUGAAUGUUUUAAUUUAUCUGUGUCAUUUUUGAUGUGAAUAUCUUUUUUUGUUUUUGUUUUGUUUUGUUAGUAUUUGGUACCAUGUAGUGUUAUUUCUUCUCCCUAAAGAUAUCUAUAAGUUAAAGAAAUGUAAAGUGGUUGUAAAUAAGAUGGUUCCUGAAAGUACAGUAAGACUGAACCCAUUUUGUGUUCGGGGAUUGGUCAUUCCUCUCUGCAUGGUGAAGAGAGACAUUAUUUUUAUAUUGUGAUACCAUGUAGGGUUAGGAGCCGCCCUGAACCAUCUGGGAAUUGUUACCUAGAUCCAGUAUUUUUUAUUAAACCUUGUUGGCUUGACACAUCUACUGAUUGAAAUGGAUGUCUUAGUCUAGGUUACUAUUUUUGUCAUAAGGAAUUGAAUAAAAUGCAGGAUGUAACAUCA